AUGGAUAACCAAAUCCGAUCUUUCAUGCGGGUCAUCCGCAAGCUCGACAACGGCGAUGACCUGAUCCAGUCUUUUCCAGAAUGGGAGAAAUCCAUAUCAUCUCAAGAUGAAGGCUCGCCGACACUCGCUGCCCAAGACCAGCGGCGUAUUCUCGAUUUCCCGGAUCCUGACACUCAAGCUGCCAACAUUGCAAAGUCGUCCACACUCAGCAAGGAGGACCUACUCAAGCGCGCGGCAGAGACCCCAGCACAGCUGUCUGCGACUGAAGUCGCCUUGCUCAAGAACCGCUACUGGCUGGAAAUCUCGUCUGACGAAGAGCACGAGGUGACCCUGGCUCACGGACUGAUGUCAGGGCCCCAUCGUGUUUCCGAGGAAGAGUUCAAUGAAGCUGACAAACGCCUCAAGGCGAUGCGGCAUCCGCUGUACGCGGAAAACGAGGAGAAGGCCAUUGAAAAUGCCUUUGCUGAGCACUGGCGGCGUGAAAACGAGGCGUGGAGGGCGAGGCAGAAGCAAGAAGCAGAAAGGUCCAUUCUGGCCAGGGCGGCUCCUUGGGUGAGGCGCCUAUGGGAUGAGGAAAAGGGCGAGAAGCAUUGGGGAUAUGGCAUUUUUGUCGAUCCUGAAGCCUUUGCCGACGAAGAAGACGUUGAGGACUAUAUGUGCCGUCGAGACGGGGUUUUCUUCCAUGGCCGAGAUGCGAUCGGAGCAGGGAGCAGUGCCAUCAAUAAUAUGUGGAGGUUGCAAAGGCUUCAGUGGCCCGCGAAGACCACUACAGACGAUGGCACAAAGGACGAGGAGGAUAGCAAGGACGGUGGCAGAGAAGAAGAGGAUACUGAUCAGAAAGCCGACGAUGAACGCGCUUCCAAGUUUCAGAAACUGCGUGAAUAUUUCAAAUCGAUUCGAGACCGAGCGCCUAAGAGGCAGAGGCAGGAACAGGGGACCAAUACCGCAAGCGCGCAGGCUGAACGUGGAAGUUUGACGGACGGCAUCCUCCAGAACGUGUUUGUGGUUGUGGACAAAGCCAGCGUGGAUUCAGUCGUCUCUGGAAGUGGACUGGUCGACGACAUGUGGGUUUGGGCAGUCGAGCCUGAUUACGACGAAUCAAAGGAGACACUUGCCUCGACAGAGCCAGCCAGCGGCUACAGAGGCUACAUGCGCGUUCGGCUGCAGCAACUUGUUAACAAGUUCUACGAGGCGCGGCGCUUUCAUGAGAACGAGUACCCGAUGGCAAAACUCUGGGAGGCCGCUCAGCAAAGCAAACAUCAUGCUUUUGUGUCGACCAAGGACGACGAGGCGCGGAGCUGGAGCGUGGACAGGUUUGUGGGCAGCGCUAUGAGGGCCCAGCCACCACGAGUUAUGAUGGGACCCAUGCCAGUCGGAUCAUCUGGAACUGGUAUUUGA
This is a messenger RNA of Colletotrichum siamense, 1398 nucleotides long. RefSeq lists its product as uncharacterized. NCBI's taxonomy places the organism in Eukaryota, Fungi, Ascomycota, Sordariomycetes, Glomerellales, Glomerellaceae. The transcript has a single exon. The record is from RefSeq and is a predicted model, not a curated record. Bases 1 to 1398 code for a protein of 465 amino acids.